CCACGCGCCUGCCGCCCCCUGGCGGCGCGCGCUGUGACGUGGCGCUUCCGGCGCGGGCGGCGGCGGCGGGAGGCGCUCGGGGAUGGCCUGACCCUGCCCCGCUGCCGGUUCGGCGUCCCGGGAGCGCGGAGGAGGAGAGCCCGCCGCGAGGAGCCGCCGGCCCGCGGGCUCCGCUGCGAGCCCGGAGGCGGCACCGGGGGUGGCGGAGAUGGAGCCCCCGGCCGCCCCGCUCAUCCCGGGGGUCGGGGACGAGGUGACGCUGCUGGCCGGGCUGGCCGCGCUGGCGCUGGCGCUGGUGCUGGCCUGGCUGUCCACGUACGUGGCGGACGGCGGCAGCCCCGGCCCGCUGCUGGGCCCCGGGGACGCGGCCGUCAUCCGCCUCGGGCCGCCCGCCGAGCCCGCGGAGCCGCCCGGGCCCCGGCCCGGAGCAGCGGCCGGAGGCGCGGGGCUCGCCCCGGGGCCCGCCGAGCCCGGUGCCGCCGCGGCGGCGGGGGACGCUUCCCCCGGCCUCAUCACGAUCCGCCUCAAGUUCCUCAACGACACCGAGGAGGUGGCGGUGGCGCGGCCCGAGGACACCGUGGGGAUCCUCAAGAGCAAAUACUUCCCGGGCCAGGAGAGCCAGACGAAGCUCAUCUACCGCGGGCAGCUGCUGCAGGACCAGGCGCGCACGCUGCGCUCGCUCCGCAUCACCGACAACUGUGUCAUCCACUGCCACCGCUGCCGGGGGGCCGCCGCGGCCGCCCCCGCCCUGCCCGAGCCCGGCCCCGCCGCCCCGGGGCUGCCGCUGGCCGGGGGCACGCUGAUGGUGCCCACGGUCAUGGUGGUGCUGGCGCUGGGCUGGUAUUUCCGCAUCAACUACCGGCAGCUCUUCACGGCCCCGGCCACCGUGUCGCUGAUCGGUGUCACCGUGCUGGUCACCUUCCUGGCCUUCGGCGUGUACGGGCACGCGGGGUGAGGCACGGCGGGGUGCCCGUGCCAGCCUUGCUGCCGGACUUUGCCCCCCAAAAAGGGGCUGUGCCCCCCCUGCCCGGCUGUGGGGAGUGGGGCAGCGCUGGAAGGGGCCGUGGCUUCUCCCCAAGGACUUUUUAAUGCCAAUAAAGGGUGUCGGGUCACCCCCUGG
Passer montanus (Eurasian tree sparrow) is the source of this 1120-nucleotide messenger RNA. RefSeq names its product transmembrane and ubiquitin like domain containing 2 (gene TMUB2). The record is from RefSeq and is a predicted model, not a curated record. Gene Ontology annotation, molecular function: protein binding. Lineage: Eukaryota; Metazoa; Chordata; Aves; Passeriformes; Passeridae.